Messenger RNA from Paramuricea clavata, 8087 nucleotides. The record is from the annotation of a GenBank genome assembly. Lineage: Eukaryota; Metazoa; Cnidaria; Anthozoa; Malacalcyonacea; Plexauridae.
AGGAAGUGUGACAGAAAAAGACUUAAGAUCUCUCUUUUCAUCCAAAACUGAAGGGGAACUCACCAAAUUCGAGUUCUUCUCGUAAGUUUGAAUAUGACACGAUGAUACCAUAGAUAUCUUAUAUACACUAGAUAGUGCAUCUAAUUAUUAUGCAAUUCAAAAAUUGAAGCCGUGAUUGCAGUCUCAGGUCGUUCCCAUGAAAUGAGAAGACUCGUAUGUUUUCCAUUUCUUAAACAGGGAACUUAAACAUUAAGUUAAACCUAUUCCAAAUACAUUUUCAAAUUAUUCAAAUGAUGAAAGUUAUUGUUAUUUUUGAGAGUUUAUUAGCAAUUGGGAACGACCAACAUGGCCGCCAUCUAUUCAAAUGGGGGUAACCGCUGGAAUAUUCUUGGCUUCAAUUUUACUAAAAGAGAUGCGCUAUCUAGUGUAUAUAAGAUAUCUAUGGAUGAUACACCCUUCCGGAAAGAACUUAGCCGUGGCAGGGCCGUGGUUAUAAAGCCUCGUCUCAGUGUUUCAGACAACAGCUUUAGUGCUAUUAAUCUUGUUACUGAUUACAAAAUUAUAAACAGGUCUUUCACAUUUACUCAUAUAACUGUAUGUUUCGUAAAUAUGCAAAAGGCUUUAAACCCAAUAUCUCAAACUCGAAAACGAGGCUCUAUAGCCAAGACUGAGCACUUUCUGGAAGGGUGUAUUAGCCAUUUCUGAAUUGCAAUCAAGAGUCCACAGACAAUAGUGAGGUUUAGAUUUGAUACCACUAUCGCUACUGGUAAAGGACUGUUAGCCAAUCAGAUUCGUUUAAUUUACUCGAUUAACCAAUCACAUCCGUACUUAGUAAAAACCAGUGGUAAAAACGGUAGUUAAAUCUAAACCCCACUAAUAACCUGAGAACGAGAUUUUGUGCAAAGUUGUAAUGUUUUUAUAGCAAAUUUAGCACGAAGCCUCGAUUUGGCGUUGUUGUUCGAUGUCUUGAUGUUUAAAAAGUUUGAGAGAAUGUUCAAUUAGCUGCAAAAUAUGACCGUAGUGGGUAAUAUAUUAUUGUACAGCUACCAUCCCUUAAUAUUGCAGCCAAAGCUGGCAAAUAAGCAUUGACAAUCCUAAGCAUUUACAUGUUAAUUCGAAAACUGCCAAAAGUGUGUGAAUCACAGAACGACUGUAAUUUGGCAAAACAAUGUAAAUUAAACUAGUACUGAUGAAACAGAAUUUAAUAAAGUUGUAUUUUUAAGCACAUAUUCCCCUGAACAAACAGUAGGUGUAUAGGACCAGACAUGGGAAAUAAAAUAUUGUUGGUUUCUUUCAUGGCUACUGCAGAAAAGAAAUUGGACGAGGGAAGAAAAUGGCUCUGGUUGAAAUGGCAUCUGUAGAGGAAGCAGCUCAAGCGUUAGUGGUGAGUUUGGUAUAGUGAUAUGCCGACAUUAUUAAAAUGUGCCAGUGUGUGAAUUUGUGCAGACACUUUAAAAUCUUAUUAGAAAACUAACAUUGACUCCCAAAACCUAAAAUAUGACGCAUUUUUGCAGGCACAUUGUGAAGUUAUGAAUUUUACUUGCAGACACUAACACGCAUCAUUAAAAUGCACGAGCGCUGCUCACAGGCACUUUUUGAAUUUGGGCAUGCAGGCACAUUUUAAAAUACUGGCAUUUUAACAAUAUCUAGCUCUCAAAACCUAAAAUAUGAAGAUUUCUGCAGGCAUAUUUUGAGGUUACCCUGGUGAUAUGACAAGAUUUAACAAGGUUUAACAGCACUAAGUUGAGGACGUGCUCUUAGGAGCUCCGCUUUAUUUUUGUUCUAUUGAUUGAUUUGGCUUUAUAUCUUGUGAAUAAGUCGACGAAUUCGUACUGAUAAUGGCUGAGGAAUUGCAACUGGCUUGGAUGGGAGAUUUCGACUCACUGAAACAGUUUGUCAGCGAAAAACUUAGUCUAAACGGCGAAUGGGUUAGUCCAGGAGGCGAUAAGAAAUUAUUUAAUGAUGGCUACAUAUCUAUUUCGUGGCGACUGAAAAAUAAGAAAGCCUUACUGAUCGACGGCGAUGAUCGGGAUAAAUUUAAGAGUAAACUCUGCAGGAUGAUCUGUGCGAACGACUUCAACAAAGGGAAUAUGUGCGAAGAAACUACGACUGUGAAUGUUGAAUGCCGGGCUAUCAACCGAGGUUGAAGGCAUUAAACUCGAUGUAACGAUAGCAGAGCGGGAAAUAGAAGUAAACAAGAGUGCUAUAAGCAAAGUUGAGAGCAAUCUACACGAGAUAAAUAGUGGUUACGAAGACCUUCGUCUACAGUUCGAUGAAUACAAGAAAAUAACCGAAGUAUUAAUUCAGAGGGACUUAAAGCCACUGAGGCGACUAAUGUCUCCUCCUAAUUAAGACCAAAAUCUCCAAUUCAAAGCAGAAUGAAAUUUUCCCUAGCAACACUGCCACAAAGAACGAUAAACAAUGCGCGGUCAAUCAUGUAGAACAAAGCAAUCUUGUCCUUAAUCGAGUUUUGGGUGAGGAAAACUCCCUGACCGACCUUGCACAGAAGUCCCACGUGACUUCCAAUCUAGUCGUUUCCAACAAUAGACGCCGAGACGCGUCGACAAAGACUUAUCAGUUAAGGAUAAUCAGUUAAUUUUAAAUAGUGAUAACAGCCCAGCCGACCUACUACAAAGCCAUAAUAAUAACCUGAUCAAUGGCGCCAAAUCUCGCGACGGUCAGCGCAUGAAAGGUAAUUCGAAUGCAAGGAAAUUGCCAAAUAUUACCGAACUCAAAUCCCUACUUCAAGUCCCUGGAGUGUCAGCUACUAUGAAUGAAGUCGACAACAAGGUUGACACAUAUCCCAUUAUCGAUGGUCACCACUGCAGUUUGAGGAACGUCAGGCCCGUUUCCGAUACGCCGUACUUCACAUGUGCCGAAUACAUUACAAACAAUGAGACAUUUCAGCUCAUUAUCUAUUGUGUUUAAUGUAUUCGGCACAUGUGAAGUACGGCGUAUGAAACGGGCCUCAGUUCAUCAACUUUUAAUGUUCUUAAAGACAUAGAAUUUUUACCCCUAAUCAGUCUCAACGAAUCCCUAGAAUACAGUCAUCAAGUUCCUGUUGAUUUCAAACGUCCUUUUCAGGAAAAUCCGGGACGGAAGCCACCCCCCUCGAUUGUUCGAUCCCACCAGCGAUCCCCAGAAUGGCUAAAUCGCCUAGUCCUUGUCCGUCAAUUAAUGAACGCGUAAUUAGUUCCAAUACUGCUGAUAUUAACUAUCCAAAGAAUAUUAAUAUAAUAACGCAGCGAAGUAAUAAAAAUAAUUUGAAUUCUGUUCCGUCUAUUGAACUUGUUUGCAAAAUUCCUACUAGAAUUACAGUUCGUCGAAAUAAUUUAUGUGCCAAGGCAAGGCCGAGAACUCAUGCAAGGAAAGUUAAUGUCAACAACUUAGUAUGUGUAAAUUUUGUCUCAAAUCCAAAACCAGAUAUAUAUUACGUUUUGCAACGAUUAACGCUAGAUCACUAAGAAAUAAGGUAGCUGUAUUCUCCGACUAUAUUGUUGAUCAAAAUAUUGAUGUUUGUGUUGUAACUGAGACUUGGUUGAAGGACAUGGACACAACAAGUAUUGCAGGCGUUUGUCUCCCUGGAUAUUCAUUUAAAUCAUUUCCCCGUCAAUCUAACAGAUCAGGAGGAGGCACAGGCGUAAUGUUUAACACCAAUUUAUAUGUCUCUCUUUCUGGUGGUGGAGAAACGCAAUCCUUUGAAUAUUCAGAGUGGAAUUUUUCCAUACUUGAAUAUUCUAUUAAACUUAUUGCUAUCUAUCGUCCACCUUAUUGCGCGGCUCACCCUGUUCUACCUGGAAAAUUCUUUGAAGAAUUCUCAAACUAUUUGGAGGAUAUUGUUCUAUGUCCAGAAAUUCUAUUGAUUACCGGGGACUUUAAUUUUCACUUGGAUUAUACGGUUAACAGAAACACGAUAAAAUUUAAUGAGAUGCUUGAAACAUUUGGCCUCAAACAACAUGUUUGUACUCCAACACAUUCGUCCAAUCAUACACUGGAUCUAUUGAUAAGUCGAUCUACAAGUGACAUUAAUAUCCUUUCGAUUUAGAGUACUUUCUUCUGUCCGACCAUUGUUUUGUAGAAUGUAAAUUAUCUAUUCCUCGUCCGAAUGACUCCAAAAAGCUAAUUUCUUAUCGUGAACUGAAAAAGAUUAACAUUGUUGACUUUAAACUUGAUCUAAGCAAUGUGAAUUUACAUUGCGAAAACAUUGCACAUCUUGAUGAAUUAGUGCAUUGCUAUGAUGACGUACUUUCACGUAUUUUAAAUACCCAUGCUCCUGUCCGAAGAAUGCUAAUGAAAGUUAAGCGUUCAACUCCUUGGUACAAUGACGAACUAAGACAAUUGAAAGUAAAGCGUAGGAGACUAGAGAGAAAGAUGCGGAAAACAAAAUUAGAAGUAGAUUGGACUGCCUAUCGGAAAAUAUGUAACCGAUAUUGUUACUUGUUGAAUAAAGCCCGAACUGAUUAUUAUACUUCCCUUAUCAGUGAUAGCUCCAACGAUCCAAAGAAUCUUUUCAGAAUUGCGAGCUCCCUUUGUAAUGCACCGCAUGAAAAUUCCUUACCACCUCAUGACGAUCUUGGUCAAUUAGCAAAUAGGUUCAACGAAUAUUUUUUCCGCAAAAUUGAAUUGAUUAGAGAAAAUGUGGACAGUAUCCAUGUCGAUCCUCCGUUGGUGCAUUACCGUAAUCCUGAAGUCAAAUUAGAAUCUUUUGAGAUACUUUCUUCCCAGGAUAUUCAUGAUGUUAUUAUACAAUUGUCCACUGCCAGCUGCAAGCUUGAUCCGAUCCCAUCAUGGCUUGUUAAAAUCUGUUGUCUGGAACUAAUUCCCUCUCACCAAAAUUGUAAAUUUAUCCUUGCAGGAGGGACGUGUCCCAGAUCACUGGAAAAUUGCUCUGCUGAAACCAAAUCUGAAAAAGUCUAGCUUGGACCCAGUAUUUGAGAACUUUAGGCCUGUGAGCAAUCUGUCAUUUCUUUCUAAGAUCACUGAAAAGGCAGCCGCCAACCAAUUGCUGAACCAUUGUGAAAAACAUGCACCUCUUCCUACCUGUCAAUCUGGCUUCAGGAAAUAUCAUUCGACAGAGACGGCUCUGCUAAAGGUCCAAAACGAUAUUCUUCUGAGUAUGGACAGGCAGGAAGUGUGUUUUCUUGUACACUUGGACAUAAGCUCAGCGUUCGAUACAAUUGAUCAUAAAACUAUCAUUGACGUAUUGGAAUAUCAAUUUGGAGUGACGGAUAGGGCUCUUGAAUGGAUAAAAUCAUAUCUAUUGAACAGGAAACAGAGAGUUGAUCUGGAUAACAAUUUUUCUGAAGACUGUGAUGUUAAGUACGGAGUGCCUCAAGGGAGUUGUCUUGGCCCCAUACUUUUUCUGCUUUAUGUAUCCCAACUAUAUGACAUUAUUGACAGGCACUUACCCUCUUCUCAUGGAUAUGCUGAUGACACGCAACUUUAUGUAUCCUUUCGCCCAGAUUUUGGAGAUAAUUCAGAAAGUACCCUAGCCGCACUGGAAGAUUGUAUUUCUGAUGUUCGUACUUGGCUGUUGUCUCAUAAAUUAAUGUUCAAAGAUUCGAAAACGGAAUUUCUUGUAAUUGGUACACCACAACAACUUUUGAAAAUAAACAUUGAAUCCGUUAACGUUGGUAGGGUCCAAAUUAAACCGGUUGACAGUGUUCGAAAUUUGGGAUCUUGGUUUGACAAGCAUAUGUCAAUGUCAGUUCAUGUAGGCAAGAUGUGCAGUAAAGCAUUCAGAGGACUGUAUAAAAUGCGACAAAUUAGAAAAUUUUUAGCUACUAAUACAACGAAAACUUUGAUACAUGCUUUCGUGACAUCACACGUGGACUAUUGUAAUGCUCUGUUGGCUGGCAUACCUCAGUAUCAAGUCCAGCGAAUGCAGAGAGUUCUUAAUGCCGCUGCUAGACUAAUCUACCACUGUCCAAGAUUUUCUCACAUCACCCAAGUUUUGAGAUCACUUCACUGGCUACCGGUAAAAUUCCGGGUGGAAUUCAAAAUUGCUUUACUGGUUUACAAGGCUCUUAAUAACAUUGCCCCUAUCUAUAUCUCUGAAAUGCUUAUCCCAAAACAAUCAAGUGAUCGCUGGACAUUACGAUCGGAUGGUCAAGGUCUACUAUACAUCCCGAAAACAAACUGUAAGGCUCUCGGAGAUCGGGCUUUCGCACAUGCUGCUCCACAAUUAUGGAAUUCUCUGCCUCUGGAUGUCAGGAACUGUGAAAACAUUUCUGUGUUUAAGAAACGCUUGAAAACAUUUCUUUUCAAUAAGGCUUAUAACCCUUUAUAGGUUGAGACCAUAUUGGAUUCUAUCAUUCUUAUUAUAGAUACAUACAUUAGUGUAUAUUCUAAUUGUAUACAAUACCAUGUUUUAUAUAGCAUAUUUAAUUCUUAAUAUUUAAUUUUUAAUUUUUAAUUUUAAUUUUUUUUUUAAAUUUUACAAAUUUGCCAUUAUUAAAGAUAUAAACUAACUAUAAAUUACACACAAUGGCUGGAAUGACCACACAGAGAUAAAAUCUCCAAUAACGGGGUUCCACAACAUACAUAAACAUAACAAUAAUCUACACAAUGGCGUGACAGAUAUUAGACAUACUAAUAAACAGAUAAACAAAUUAACAGGCCACAAAUUGAAACAAACAACGAUAAGGCAACGACAUGAGAACCUAUUUGAAAUUCUGAACUCGUGAAUGAAGUACUAGAGUAAUUUGAAGCUGUUAAGAUUGUUUAUGUGAUCGAGCAAGCUAUAUUAAAAUUUAAUGACUGCUUUCCCUAUCACGCACACCGUCCACAACCGCCAAAAUGCUAUACUCAUAGUCUCGUACAUGGAGUUGAACCAUAAGAUAAAGUAAUAUUCAUUAUAGCAUUAUGGUAAUUGCAUUUGGCACACGCAAUAAGGGAUCACUAUAUAAGGUUCGAUUGACCUAACAACAUGGUCUAGAUAAUAAGUUCCAUAAAGGACGACUUGUGUGACAUUUCACACAAACUGACUUAAGAGUUCUCGGGUCAUCGGGGUUGAAUAAUUUAUUUGUAAUAUAUUUAGAUUUUUAUAAUAUACAGCGCUUCGAGUAUAUAAUAUAACAUAUGCGCUUUAUUUAAAUGAAUAAAUUAUUAUUAUUAUUAUUAUUAUAAGAUGCAUGUGUUUAAAGAUGCGGUACAGUUCGAUCUGCGCAUGUGCACAAAGGAGCCCUCUUUUUAUUUACAAACAGUUUAUUUAGGUUUUUAUUUCAUUUUAUGUUCUUGCUGUGUUUUGAUAAUUUAUUAUACUCUAGAAUCAUGAAAAUAUAAGUAGUUGUCGAAUAAAAUUCAAUAUUUUAGAUACCGAAAUGUAAACCAAGCCUUUCUUUACAUACGGACUCUACCGCAUCUUUAAAGCCGCUUUUCCACUAGGCGGAAUUUUGCGUGCGGAAUUUUCCUUGGUCUUGUGAUUUCUCAGGUUGUCUAAUGAUGAUUAAGAAAAGAAAAAUUCCGCUUAAUGACUAAGCUUAUAAUAGAGAACAUUUUCUCCUAUAAGUUGAGUAAACUGCCUUGACUUCGGUCGGUAAAAGAAAUAGAUAAAAAAAAAACUCUUCGAUGUUUCGAGCGAUGUUUCGUUUUUAUUGCAAACCUAAAGAACCUAAAGGCCCGUUUACACUUGGGUGCAAUUUUCUUCUUCUGAUGGAUGUGAAGGAGUGGAUGAGUUAUGUUCAGAAGAGUGAUCAGCGGUGUAUAUACUCAGAACAUACCAACUCAUCUAUACUUGUUCACAUCCAUCAAGAAGAAAAUCGCAGCAAAAAUUGCAAAUGUAAACGGGCCUUAAUACUUCCUCUGUGAUGCUUCGCACGUUCGAAGAUUUUAUUGUAUUUUCUAAAGAUGAAGUCAUCUGAAAAGAUCAUAAUACGAUUAAUACCCUUGGACAUGAUAUCUCACUCGUUCGCUGCGCUCACUCGUGAGAUAUCAUGUUCAACACUCGAAAUAAAUCUGGUAUUUCCGGGCACCCAUGUAUUCUCUAUAUAUUCAAAAUUUAAUUUUUUGCUUAGGACCUGCAUGACUACCCUAUUGGUGACGACAGUCAUCUUCGUGUGUCAUUUUCCAAGAAGACGCUCCGCUGA